Molecule: messenger RNA, 3546 nt
Organism: Gopherus evgoodei (Goodes thornscrub tortoise)
Lineage: Eukaryota; Metazoa; Chordata; Testudines; Testudinidae
Product: zinc finger protein 501-like
Exons: 4
Coding region: 1464-2594 (376 amino acids)
Source: RefSeq, a predicted model, not a curated record
UCACGCCCCCCUUGUGCCAGGCAGCACAUGAUUGUGGCACAGAUUUCUGCCUCCAUUGUGCUGGGCACUUCAGAGACCUCGAUUGAGAUCUGUGUCCCCGUCGGGCCUGGCACUGCACUGACCCUGACCCAGAUCACGCCCCACUACUGUACUGGGCACUGCACUGACCCUGACAGAGAUCCUGCCCCACACUGGUUCCCUUGCUGCUACUGGCAGAGAACUGCUAAGCCAGGGGUGUGUCAGGGCUCAACCCUCUGGCUGAGGCCUCGGAGCACUUUCUUCCUCUCUUGGGACACCAGGUGAAACAGCAAAAGAGCUGAUUGUCGGCAAACAAGGGUCAAUAAAGGAAAGAAAAGAAAAGAACAGUGGGGGCGGGGAACUGUGGACAAGUCCCACCAGGAUAUGGGCCCCUCUUACUUCUGGGGGCCCUGGGAGUGUCUCAGUCCCCAUCAGGGUUUACUGGGUCUCCAAUGCAAGUUUCAGCUUGCUCCUGCUUUGAGCUCCGGGGAUCCCCACCCGCCCUCAGUGAAGGCCAGAGCCCCAGAUGCUGCCAGCCCUGUCUUUGGGGCUGGAGAUGAUCCACAGACUGUUCCCUCCCCAGGGUGGCCCCCCUCUGAGUAGAAUAGGUCUCUCCUGUUAAUGCCUGCUCCAGUCCUGGCAUGGUUUGCAGGUGUGGAGGGGCUGGGCCAGUCCAGACUAAAGCAGCAGUUUAAACCCGUCUGUGCCAGCAUGGGGUUUAUAUAGCCCUUCACAGGCACCCAGGCCCAGCGAAUGCCCCCUAUCAGCCUGAUGUGAUGGGGCAACCCACUGGCAGCAUUGCCCUUGAGGGUGCUGCUCCGUCCUGCUCCCACGCCCUCCCCUCCCCCUUUACUGCCACCACAAUGCCUGUCACCUUCACUUCCUGAGGAAUAACCCCAGAAGGUGAGUUUUGUUAUCCCUUUCCCUCCCCUGCCCCUAGGAUCCGUCGCUCACCCUCCGUCACUCACCUCUGUCUCUGGAGACAAGGCGGGGCCUGGGGCGCGGGUGAUGCUGUGCUGGGGAUCCAUCGUCACUGAAGGGGCGGCAGCCUUGACCCCCCUAGAGGGUUGCCAGGAUGCUGAUCUGCACUGGAAGGGAACGGGGUCUUGACGGAGUCCAAGGACCAUUUGACCCACACUGAGUCACUGUAAAGCCUGCUCUGCAGUGCUGCAAAUUGCUGCUGGUGGCAUUGUGCCCGUAAGUCUCUGUCACGCUGUCUCCAGUGACUCGAGAGCAUGAGCACCAGCCUCAGGCAGACUGGUGAGAAACAAGAUCAACCCAUCCUCCCACAGGAAAGGAAAUGUCUGCAAUGGAGCUGGCUCAGGGUUUCCAGUUUCCAAACCUGAUGUGAUCUUGCACCUGGAAUAAGGGGAACAGCUGUGGGUCUCAGACCUCUAUGGCUCAGAAAAAAAGUGCUCCUGAGAGCUGUCUGCACAGGUGACAGGAUGGUGAGUGAGAACGAGGAGACACCCCAGCAGGAAGAUUCUAAGCAAGUAGAACCACAUGGAACGUUAUCAGGAAGACCCAAAGGGAAUGUUUCCGGUAGUUGUGCACUCCCAGAAAGAACAAAUGCCUGUGAGACUAAGCACAGGCCAGAGGAAAACUUCAGUAGCCGCUCAGACCUUAUUACACGCGAGAGCAUCAACUUGGAAGAGACACGCUACAGAUGCCAUAAGUGUGAGAAAAGCUUCAAUGGGAGCUCAGACCUCCUCACACAUCAGAGAAUCCACAGGGGAGAGAAACCCUACAUGUGCUCUGAGUGUGGGAACAGCUUCAAUCGGAGCUCACACCUUAUCAGACAUAGGAGCAUCCACACAGGAGAGACGCCCUACACGUGCUCUGAGUGCAGGAAAAGCUUCAAUCGGAACUCAAGCCUUAUUAGACAUCAGAAAACCCACACAGGAGAAAAACCCUACACGUGCUCUGAGUGUGGGAAACGCUUCAGUUAUAACUCAGUCCUCAUCUCACAUCAGCGAAUCCACACAGGAGAGACACCCUACACGUGUUCUGUAUGUGGGAAAAGCUUCAACCAGGGCUCAAGCCUUAUUAGACAUCAGCAAAUCCAUAGUGGAUGGACACCCUACACAUGCCCGGAGUGUGGGAAAUGCUUCAGUUAUAGAUCAGCCCUUCGCAUGCAUCAGAGAAUUCACACAGGUGACAAACCUUAUGGGUGCUCUGAAUGUGGGAAAUGCUUCAUGGAUCGUUCAGCCCUCAUCACACAUGAGAGAAUCCACACAGGAGAGAGACCCUACAUGUGCUCUGAGUGUGGGAAGAGCUUCAGUCAGAGCUCAAACCUUAUCAGACAUCGGACAAUCCACAGAGGAGAGAUGCCCUACACAUGCGCUGAGUGUGGGAAGAGUUUUAAGCAGAGCUCUGCCCUGAUCACACAUCAGAGAAUCCACACAGGGGAGAUGCCCUACACGUGCUCUGAGUGUGGGGAACGCUUCAGUUAUAGCUCAGCCCUUGUCUCACAUCAGAGAAUCCACAGAGGAGAGACGUCCUACACGUGCUCUGAGUGUGGGAAAAGCUUCAAUCGGAGCUCCAGCCUUAUUAGACAUCAGAAAAUCCACAUGUGAGAGAACGUGAUUCCGGCUGGCCAAAGCUUGUUUUUAAAAAAAUCACAAAUGCGAAUUCCCACAGAGUGACCUUUGCACCAUGUUCAGCGUGGUCUCUCAGCUCCCCUAGAUGAUUUGCCUGCUUCUGCCUUUUGCAGCUCCCCGUUCUUUGGGAUCAGUCCUGUGAUUUUUUUUUCUGUCAACUCUUUUCCUUUUGAGCUGUAGGAGUAUGUAUCCCUCCAGCCAGGAAUGUUCUUCACAGGGAGAAGAGGUGGGGGAAAGAGGUUGGAUCCCAACAAGCUACACUGAGGUAAAAACUACCUGGGCCUUCCAUCCACUAGGGCUGCGCAUGGCGUUGGCUGCUCAAGUUAGUGAUCUUGAUGUAAACAGACAAUUAUAGUUGUAGUGCAGCUGCAGCCCAGGUGCAGUGGUUGGCAUUACUUUCCCCUUGAGCUGACCUAAACUCCAUCACUUUUCCUAGUCAAAACAAACCCUAAGCAUCAUGGUUAUAUUGUCCCUCCAUUUCAAAGAAAUUGUUAGUCAUCAGUGACAAUGAAAUUAAACAUGAAGUUAAUUAGUGUAACAUAAGAGGCUGAUUCUGUGAUAACUUUCAGUGUUACAUUAUGAUUCAGGUUUUCUUCUAGUUCUCUCCGUGCCCUCUCCUACUCUGUUGGAAAUGGUGGCUAAUCCUGAAAUUAAAACCUCACUGCGAAGGAAUUAGAGUGGGGGAAUAUGUGAGAGAAAUAGCAUGCAUGAGAAGAGAGACCCAGUACGGCCUGUAAUUAUUUCUAUUUAAAAUGGAAUUUAUUUUGAUAAAUUUUAAAAUAAAUCUUCUGUUAAGAGGAAAAUUACUUGAGACAAGAUAUGCAACCUUUUACCCAUCCUGUACAGGACUGAUAUGUUUUUGUUUGUUGGUUUGUCUGUCUCUCCUCUGGUGGUUGCUUUUUAAUAAAAGAAUCAUUUUGGUUUGAAA